Phalaenopsis equestris is the source of this 1933-nucleotide messenger RNA. RefSeq lists its product as uncharacterized. The record is from RefSeq and is a predicted model, not a curated record. NCBI's taxonomy places the organism in Eukaryota, Viridiplantae, Streptophyta, Magnoliopsida, Asparagales, Orchidaceae. The transcript is spliced from 3 exons. Bases 164 to 1828 code for a protein of 554 amino acids.
UCAUUAUUUUAAUUUAUUUUGUUUUAUCACAAAAUCCCACCUUUAUCCAAUCAGCUCCAGCCCGCUCCAAUCAAUAUUGAUUUUGUUCAACUAAAAUCACCAUAAAACCUUCUGUUUCCUUCACAAUCACCAUCUCCUCCCUGUUCAAAAUCAAAUCAAACCCAUGGGCAACUGCCACUCCUGCUUCAAUCUCCUCUGCACAGAAUCAAACCAGUCGCUCCCCAUCGACACCCCAUUCAUCAUCUCCUCUUCUCCACCUUCUUCCCUGUCAGGCGGAGGAUUCGGCAAAGGAAGCAUAGAUCUCGGCGGCCUCGAGGUGCGACAAGUCUCCACCUUUACUAAGCUUUGGUCCGCCGCAGGUAACGGCGGCGCCACCUUCUUCUUCCCUUCUUUCAUCCCCUCCGGCUUCUAUCCCCUCGGAGCCUACGCACAGCCUAAUAAAAAUCGCUUCUUUGGCCGCCUGCUCGUCGCCAGAGAUAACAUAGCCGGAGAUGGCGGCGGCACCGUCGCUCUCGCCGCCCCAACGGACUUCACUUUGAUAUGGUCUAGCAGCGACGGCGGUUACUUCUGGCUCCCCGUCCCCCCUUCCGGCUACCAACCUGUUGGCUACCUCGUCACCACUUCGCCCGAGAAACCCUCCCCGGAAUCUCUCCGCUGCGUCAGGGAAGACUUCACCGACCAAUGCGAGGAGGGCCGUGUGAAAAUCUGGUCAUCUGGCUGCAAUGGCGGCAUCAGUAUCCACGAGCUGGUCCCCAUUGCCGGCGGGCGGGAGGCACCGGGGCUGCCGCCGGGAACUUUCAUCGCCCGCACGGCCGCCGGCGAGAAUCCGCACAGUGUUCGCUGCCUGAAAAAUAAAAAAUUUAGCCUCUCCGCCGCCAUGCCGGACCUUUCUCAGAUCAAUGCCGUUAUCAAAGCUUAUGCUCCGGUGAUCUACUUCCACCCCGACGAAACCUACCUCCCGUCAUCGGUGAACUGGUUGUUCGAAAACGGUGCUCUGCUUCACUCCAAAUCCGAUCCGACCAACCCAGCCCGACUUAAAUCCGGCGGCGCGAACCUCCCGCAAGGUGGGACUAACGACGGCGCUUACUGGAUCGACCUCCCCGCCGGCGAGGAGAAGGAGAGGGUGAAAAGGGGGGAGCUUUCCACAGCGACGGCUUACGUUCACGUGAAGAAGAUGCUCGGCGGCACGGCGACGGACUUCGUGUUCUGGCUCUUUUACCCCUUCAACGGUCCGGCGAGAUUAAAGAUCGGAGCUUUAACCACGGGACUAGGUAAGAUAGGCGAGCAUGUCGGCGAUUGGGAGCACCUGACGCUGAGGGUGAGCAAUUUCGACGGGGAGCUGAGAAAGGUUUACUUCUCUGAGCACAGCAGGGGAGAAUGGUUUGACUCGCCGGAGGUGGAGUUCGACGGAGAAGGAAGGAACAAACCGGUGGCUUAUGCGUCGUUGAAUGGCCACUCUUUUUAUGCGAAAGAGGGACUGGUUUUGCAGGGGAGUGAGGAGGUGGGGAUAGGGAUAAGAAAUGAUACGAAGAAGGGGAAGAAGAUGGAUGCGGGGGAGAGGUUUGAGGUAGUGGCGGCGGAGGACUUGCCGGCGGUGGAGGACGUGGUGGUGGGGCCGGGAUGGGUGGAGUACAUGAGGGAGUGGGGUCCGAAGGUGAGUUAUAAUGUGGGGGAGGAGGUGGAGAAGCUGGAGGGUUUGCUGCCGGAGAAGUGGAGGAAGGUGGCGAGGAAGGUGGUGGAGGCGUUACCGCCGGAGCUGCUCGGAGAAGAAGGUCCCACUGGACCAAAGGUCAAGGCAAGUUGGUGCCAAAAACGGAGAAAAUUGUAACAUCAUAUUUAAUAUGCACAAUGAUGCAGUUUAAAAAAAUUUCUGCGGUGAAGUAUUGUAUUUGAUUUUAAUUAUUUUGGGAGUUGAUGUCAUCUCACACACAAU